UUGGAUCUGCAACAGGGGAAGGAGCACCUGGGUGGGAGCUGCUCUAGGAGGAGCUUGUUUUCUCCAGGAACGGUGACUCCAAGGGGUGGAAGAUGCUGGAUAAGGCCACCCUGCUCCUGUUCCUACAUUUAGUCUCAUGCUCCAUCUCCUCCCCUCUCUACCCAGCUCUCAGGUACAGUCCAGGGCCAGUUGCUGGCAAGGCCAUGAGCUUCCAGCUGCAGCACAGCAGCUCCUUGCAGAGCCAAAACCCCUUGGCAGAGGAGCAGGAGGAAGAGGGUUUUUUAUCAGACCCCACUGAGAAAAGGAUGCAGCGCCACGCUGAUGCCAUAUUCACUGACAACUACAGGAAAUUCCUGGGGCAGAUUUCUGCCCGAAAAUUCCUCCAGACCAUCAUUGGCAAGAGGCUCGGAAGCAGCAAGAGCAGCCCAGGGGAAGGGGUGCAGGAGUUCCUGACCAGGCGCCAGUCCGACAGCAUCCUGAUGGACAGCCAGUACCAGCAGCAGAUGGUCCUGAGGGACUUCCUGGGAGCCAUCCUGCAGAACCAAAGGCCCCAGGACAUCGACAGCAGUGGGCUGGAAGGCUUUCCCAGCACCCUGGCUAAGCUCAUGUAAAUACUUCUCCCUUUUCCAUCUCCCCACAUUCUGAAUAAUUCAGAGCUCAUGGACCAAACUGUACAGUGAGCCCUUCACAGCACUGAAGACAAUCCCAGAUGUGAGCAGCUGGAAACUGAUGCAUACACUCCUCAGAUCUGAUCAAAGGAAUGCAGUGCUGAAGCACUACUUAAUUUACUCCAGCCUUUACAAUUUAACUCCCCUCUUGAAAUAUUGCUCCGUACUAAACCAGAAAAAACCCACUUCUGUGGUUUAACCUCAGGCUGCUUUACACAGAGACUAAAAACAAGUGAUACACUUGUAAUCCUGGGGAUAUUCGGUCUACUAAUUAAGGUUUCAAAUCACAAAGUGUGGCAAAAUUUCUGCCAAGUCAUCUUUCUGUUUGAGGACCUGAUUAAUAAAUAUGAGGCCACCAAAAGGCACCUUUAGGCAACUUAGUAAAUUGAUUAGAGCGUUCUCUAAAUUGAUGCUGAUGGCACAACCACACACAGCAAGGAUCAGGGUGAGGUGAGACAUGAAUCCACAGGUCUCCCAUUCACUGGAAACACUGCCCAGGGCUGCUGCUGCCUGGCUUCUGACACAGAGCCCUGGCAGCAGAAGGAACUCUAAAAUGCUCAGCUCCACUGCCUGCUCAGCCUUGAGGAGUUCAAGCUGAAGUUACAGCCCUGCCAGAGCUAAAGGAGAUCCCUGUGCAUCACACUGGGCUGGCACUGUUUCAACUCAAGCUCCUGUUGAGUGCCAGCCCCUGGCUCUGGACUCCACCGUGGCUGCAGUUCCUGUGAGUGUUUUAAAAGGAGUAAGUUAUUAUCCCAGUGACCUCAUACAGCUCCUUCCUCCCUCUCACCCCAGUCCCCCUGUUGUUUGUGUAAUAAUUAUGUCUUCAGAAAUGUAAACAGCACCAGGAUGGGGUCUGCUCUUCCAUCAGCAGCAGGAAAUAAGAGUCAUUCUAAAUAAACCUGUCCAACAGCAGGUCAAGAUG
Molecule: messenger RNA, 1590 nt
Organism: Lonchura striata (white-rumped munia)
Lineage: Eukaryota; Metazoa; Chordata; Aves; Passeriformes; Estrildidae
Gene: GHRH
Product: growth hormone releasing hormone
Biological process (GO): adenylate cyclase-activating G protein-coupled receptor signaling pathway; regulation of protein localization; growth hormone secretion
Cellular component (GO): extracellular region; terminal bouton; perikaryon
Molecular function (GO): growth hormone-releasing hormone receptor binding; peptide hormone receptor binding; neuropeptide hormone activity
Source: RefSeq, a predicted model, not a curated record